AAAAAACAAAAAAAAAAACUGCUGGUCGUUGGGCUGUUGCUGGACUUCUGUUGUCGUUCCUGUUUGUGUUGCUGCUGUAAGGACAGGGAAGCUCGGGGUGAAGAGAUGGUGACACAGACCUUACGAUGCUGACCUUCACCCUCAGGAUGGACCAGCACAGGUGAAAGAGAUUUAAAAGCUUAUCAAACAGAGGCAGGAGGGGGGAUGGCAGUGCUCAAAGCCAAACAAUAUUUUCACUAAAUCAAAUCAACAUUUAAACAGAGAGCAAACAGCAGGAAUGGAAAUUAGCAAAAAACUUUAUAUUUGAAAAAUACGAAAGUAUAUUUGUCAAGGGGUGUGCCGCCUAGGUUCUAAUGUAGACAUUGUUUAUUCGGCUGUUAAUUCAAAGUAUGCUUUUCUCUAUUGUAUUCUGAAAAUCUCAAAAGCAGGAAAAUAAAAAGAGAAGUGGUGAUGAUGCCUUUGGCUAAAUUGACGAAAGUAUUUGGAAAGACCAUUAUGGGGAUGAGACAAGACAACCUCUUCAGUUCUGCUGUGGUUGUUGUAGGUGUCUAUAUAACAGGUCCUCAGCCACAAGCUUCAUCAUUUCUAAGACAGACUUUCUAGGACACUUCUACGACCUCAGUCAGGCCGUUUUUUGUGUACAAAGUAAGUGUUGUGUGCAUGCGCAAGACAAAAGAAAACAAUAUUUUGUUCCAUUUUAUUUCUAUCUUGCGAAACAAACGAGAGGAGAGUAAAAUGCCUGAAGCGUAUUUUUUCGACUGUCUGAGAACAAUCGUGUUUCACAUCUGAUAAUCUGGUCUUCAAAAAUUCCAAGCUACAUAUUUUUCUAAAGCUGUUACAGAAUGUAACUUCACAUUCCGCAGAUAUAGUCUUUAAUACAGAAUUAUUCUCCAAUAAGAUAGCCUUAAACUGCUGAGGAUGUAACUUGUCGAACACUUUGUCUGUACAGCCGUGUGGACAGACUUCAGAUCACAUGAUCAGACUAAUUAGUGAGAUCACAAUUUGUAUGUCACCACGUCGGGACCUUCAGGACACACAGGGCUUCCGGUGUAAUGGCAGGCCUGAUGACCACCCAUCUCACCCAAGUGGAGCUGAUCAGUGGCAAAAAAGGAGAAUUUGUCGUUAUGACAACGACUUCGGUACCCUCUGACCUCAUAUCGUGGGAGGAGGUCCGCUUGAUAAGACUGGUCAUCGCCUUUCUUAUCACGGUUCUGCAGCUGCUGCUGGGUAUCCCUGGCAACGUGCUCAGCGCCCUGGUGUUCUACAGACAGGGUCUGAGAGAGAGGAUCAACCUGUGUCUCUUUGCCCUGGCACUCACUGACCUCGUGGUCAGCCUGUACUACGCCCUCCUCACCAUGGAGGAGCAGCUGCGCGAACUGUUCCUCCUCGACGCUUGGUUGGUGAAAAUCCAUUUUGUAGCUUUCGUCGGGUUCCUGUGGGCCUCGCAGUUCCUGUCGGCUGUGAUCGCCAGUGAGCGGUGUUUCUGUGUCGUCAGUCCCUUCCACGCCAAGAGGCUGCUCAAGACGUCCACCAUGGCCGCCAUCAUCGUCGUCUGCUGUGGUUUCCUUAUUGGCGGAUUCUGCUCCAUUGUGAUAGGCAGGUUCUCGGCCGCCAGCGUCCUGGACCCUGUCACCAACACCACCAAGACAAAGUUCUACGUCACGAGGUAUUAUCUGGAUAACCAGAAAGUGAUUGAAGCUGUCGACGUCUUCGUCUACGCCACUGCAUUGCCGUCCAUCUUUUUCGUCAUCAUCGUCGUCACGACAGUCGUCGUCGCCGUCAAACUUCAGUCCGCUCUGGCGUGGAGGAACUCUGUAGCCACAUCGGAGACAACGCAGGUCUCAAAGGACGUGUCCACAUCCAAAGCGAGGCUGUCGAGUAAAGAAGUGGCGGUGACCCGGAUGUUGAUAGGCACGUCACUCGUCUUUAUCGCGUGCGCCAUUCCUAACCUGGGCGGUCAGCUGGCCACUUUCAUAGUGCCAGACCUCAGCUACACAGGACGGUAUUAUAACCUACAUUCUCUCAUGUGGGCGGUCAUAGGGCUAUUUCGGUCGAUAAACUCGUCUCUAAACUUCGUCGUCUAUUACGUCAUGAGUUCAAAGUUCAGAGAGACGCUGUACACGUCACUGGGCUGCUGGUGCAAAGGUCACAAGUCUCGUGCAGACGUUAGCUGUGAUAGUAAGUCCUCACACAAUGUCAAGUCCCUUGCAUAG
Pomacea canaliculata is the source of this 2213-nucleotide messenger RNA. Its product is annotated as G-protein coupled receptor daf-37-like. Gene Ontology annotation, biological process: G protein-coupled receptor signaling pathway. The coding region runs from base 1053 to 2213 and encodes 386 amino acids. Gene Ontology annotation, molecular function: G protein-coupled receptor activity. NCBI's taxonomy places the organism in Eukaryota, Metazoa, Mollusca, Gastropoda, Architaenioglossa, Ampullariidae. Gene Ontology annotation, cellular component: plasma membrane. The record is from RefSeq and is a predicted model, not a curated record. The transcript is spliced from 4 exons.